Rhagoletis zephyria (snowberry fruit fly) is the source of this 1436-nucleotide messenger RNA. RefSeq lists its product as uncharacterized. Lineage: Eukaryota; Metazoa; Arthropoda; Insecta; Diptera; Tephritidae. The record is from RefSeq and is a predicted model, not a curated record.
AUUUUUUCGCAAUGAAACGCGUCUAGCAAAGGACCCACUCCUACAAACGGAGUAUAAUAGGGUACUGUCCGAGUACGAAACUUUAGGACAUAUGACGCGAAUUUCCAGCCAUAUUCAAGCUGAUGAGUGUGAAAAUUAUUUUUUACCUCAUCAUGCCGUCCGGAAGGAAGAGAGCACCACCACCAAAGUACGGGUGGUGUUCAAUGCGUCGUGUCCGACAGCUAAUGGGGUGAGUCUCAAUGAUGUGCUUCAUCCUGGUCCAGUACUGCAAAAUGACCUCACCAUCUUAAUACUUCGGUGGAGAUUUUAUAAAUAUGUUUUUAAUAGCGACAUCGAAAAGAUGUAUCGCCAAAUUUUACUUAAUCCUACCGAUACCAAGUAUCAACGCAUAGUUUUCCGCACAAGCCCAACAGAACCAAUUAGUCUUCUUGAACUUAAUACGGUAACUUUCGGGGUCAAUUGCGCCCCUUACCUCGCUAUUAGAACCCUGCUCCAAUUAGCUGACGAUGUAGACCAGUCACACCCCAUGGCGUCGGACAUAUUAAGAAAUUACAUGUAUGUUGACGAUGUUUUAGCUGGCGGUCACACCAUCGAAUCCGCUAUCAAAGCAAAAACCGAAAUAACAAUUGCACUGCAGUCUGCUGGGUUCCCCUUGAGGAAAUGGACGUCCAAUUGCAAUGAAAUAUUAAAGGGAAUACCAAAAUCCCAUCUACAGAAAGAAGACUUCUUGGACUUUGAAGACACCAGCACAGUCAAAGCUUUGGGUAUCAGGUGGAAUGCCCACUCUGACAAUUUUUACUUUACAGCCAAGCCAAUAGAGGAACAGGUUAGCUAUACUAAAAGGCAAAUACUAUCGGCUAUUGCCAAAUUAUUCGGCCCUCUAGGAUGGCUUGCACCAGUGGUAAUUACAGCGAAAAUUUUAAUGCAGAAUAUAUGGUUGGAAGGAACAGGGUGGGAUGAAACCGUGUCACCUACGACCCUAGAUCGCUGGAAAAAUUUUAGGGAAAGCUACAGCAGUAUCGAAAGAAUUCGUAUUCCGCGUUCGGUACACUUUUGCCCUGUGGCCAAGAUCGAAAUUCACGGAUUUUGUGACGCCUCAGAGAAGGCAUACGCAGCAUCUAUUUACUUGCGUGUCGAAAUAAACAGCAAAGUAUUCAUCAACCUGCUACUAUCAAAAACUAGGGUAGCAACAGUUAAAACGAUUUCCCUACCACGCCUAGAACUCUGUGGAGCGGUCCUACUGGCUGAAACUUUGGAAUCGAUUUCGGAUAAUCUGAACUUAGCCCAUCUUACAACUCAGAUGUGGACGGAUUCGACCAUCGUGCUCCCUGGAUACGCAAGCCUCCAUGCUCAUGGUCAACAUUUGUAGCCCAUCGAGUGACAAAAAUAAUUGAGAAGGUGGGAAGAGAAAACUGGCGUCAUGUGGACUCAACGUC